CAAACCCAUGCCUUUCCGUAUUGGGAAGGCAUGGCGUGCCGACAUAUGUGCCUUCGACCAUGUGAAUGAAUCGCGCCGACUUCAUCCUUACUACGGACAAUCAGGGCUUCUUCGUCGAGAAAUCCCAGAGGCACUCCGUCUGAGCAUUUCGGCCAGGCCUAAUGUGAAUACAACUUUGAAGGGAUUCAUGGGCAAGAUGGUCGCAAUCUGGGUGCCUCAAGACUAGGACUCCCUCCCAACGUGCAUAAGGAUCUAUUGUUGGCUGUAAGAAGGCAGGAAUGGACAUCCGGAUCAAGUUGGAUACAGGGCGCUUGUCUUUCGGCUUUCGGAGCGAAUGCCCGGGGCUAUUAAGACCCUGGCACGGCCCGAUGAAGGAAACCGGUAGAAGAUGUGAAGGCCAAUACAUUGUGGUAUAGAUGCGACCUCUCUCUCGGGGGACUUAUGUAAAUACCAGGUUUGGCGCAACCUUUCUGCAUUGGUUGGGGACAAUACCCCGUUGGCAAUCGUACAUCGCAAUAUGG
Dacryopinax primogenitus is the source of this 521-nucleotide messenger RNA. RefSeq lists its product as uncharacterized. The transcript has 2 exons. The coding region runs from base 8 to 226 and encodes 72 amino acids. NCBI's taxonomy places the organism in Eukaryota, Fungi, Basidiomycota, Dacrymycetes, Dacrymycetales, Dacrymycetaceae. The record is from RefSeq and is a predicted model, not a curated record.